Messenger RNA from Schistocerca americana (American grasshopper), 588 nucleotides. Its product is annotated as cuticle protein 7-like. Bases 28 to 588 code for a protein of 186 amino acids. Gene Ontology annotation, cellular component: extracellular matrix. The transcript is spliced from 4 exons. The record is from RefSeq and is a predicted model, not a curated record. NCBI's taxonomy places the organism in Eukaryota, Metazoa, Arthropoda, Insecta, Orthoptera, Acrididae.
CUCGGUCAACUGAAGAGAACUCGCAUCAUGGCUUCUCAGGCGGUGCUCCUGUGCGUGUGUGUGGCGGUGGGCGUGGCCAGCGCGGGCUUCCUCGGCUCCCCGGCCGUCUCCUACUCGGCGGCUCCCGCUGUCCACGCGGCCCCGGCGCUUCCAGGAGCGCUGGCGGCCAGGGCUGACGCAGACUACGACCCGAACCCGCAGUACAGCUUCAGCUACAGCGUGAGCGACGCGCUGACGGGCGACGCCAAGCAGCAGCAGGAGAGCCGCAGCGGCGACGCCGUGCAGGGCAGCUACAGCGUCGUCGAGCCGGACGGUGCCGUCCGCACCGUGCAGUACUCGGCCGCGCCCGGCGCCGGCUUCAACGCCGUCGUCUCCCGCUCCGGCGGCGCGCCACCGCCUCCCGCACCCGCCAGGGUCGCCGCGCCCGCGCCCCUGCCUGCCGCCCCCGCCGCUGUCAUCGUCAAGGCUCCCGCAGUGAUCGCCGCCCCCGCUAAGAUAGCGCUGGCGCCCCCAGCCGCUCUGCACGGCGCGCCGCUCAAGAGCUCGCACACCGCCGUCACCACGUCACACGCCAGCUACCAGUACUGA